Messenger RNA from Xenopus tropicalis (tropical clawed frog), 1789 nucleotides. It is a transcript of the gene fto, whose product is annotated as FTO alpha-ketoglutarate dependent dioxygenase. Lineage: Eukaryota; Metazoa; Chordata; Amphibia; Anura; Pipidae. The transcript is spliced from 10 exons. Gene Ontology annotation, molecular function: mRNA N6-methyladenosine dioxygenase activity; oxidative RNA demethylase activity; broad specificity oxidative DNA demethylase activity. Gene Ontology annotation, cellular component: cytoplasm; nuclear speck. The coding region runs from base 73 to 1683 and encodes 536 amino acids. The record is from RefSeq and is a predicted model, not a curated record. Gene Ontology annotation, biological process: regulation of multicellular organism growth; DNA alkylation repair; RNA repair.
CGGUCCGCCUGUAGCUUCUGAAUUCGGAGCGAUAUUUGGUUUUUGGUGGGCGGAGAAAAAGUUGUCAACAGUAUGAUGAAACGCGGGGUACUGUGUGAAGAGGAGAAAGAAGCAAAGAAACAGAAACUUCUUGACCAAAUUGGAGAUGGACAUCUUCCAUAUCUUUCUCCAAAAGACGACACGUUUUAUGACUUGUGGAGAACUUGUUACUCAAAACUUACCCUUCUUCAAGCAAAGCACAUUAAUGCAGACCUGCACCACACAGUCCAGAAUGCAUUUUUAUCCUUACUUGAUAAUGGUUGUCUCUUUCAAGACCUUGUGCGUCUGAAAGGUAAAGAUAUUCUUACUCCAGUUUCUCGGAUUCUAAUAGGUCGCCCAGGAUAUACCUAUAAAUACUUAAACACAAGAUUAUUUGCUGUACCGUGGAUUAACGAUGAACUCAAUACUCAGUACUGUACAAGGAAUUUAUUGGACACAUAUAAAGCUUUUUCUGACUUAAAUAAAUUCCUUUAUUCCCAGACAGUCAAUGAAUUACAAAAACUUCGAAAGGCCCAUAAAAAUGAUUGUUUUCAACAUUUUGAUUAUAAAGAGCAAGUAAAAUCAGACAAAAGGCCCUGUACUUUGAAUAAUGAAAAUAAAGAACUCCACAGCCUGGAACCAUUUAACGUAACACUGAUAAAUUACAUGGAUCCACGGGAUAUGCCGUGUCUAAAAGAAGAGCCAUAUUUUGGCAUGGGGAAGAUGGCAGUAAGCUGGCACCAUGAUGAGAAUUUAGUGGAGCAGUCCACAGUUGCAGUCUACAACUUCAGUUAUCAAGAGAGUGCUCAUGACAUAAAUGGAGACGAUAAAGAUCCUGCCACGUGGAAUGUAGGUCUAAAGAUUGCUUGGGACAUAGAGACCCCAGGUCUUUGUAUACCUUUGAACACAGGGGAUUGUUACCUAAUGCUAGAUGACCUCAACAAAACUCAUCAACAUUGUGUGAUUGCUGGGUGCCAGCCUCGGUUCAGUUCCACACACAGAGUAGCAGAGAGCUCUAGGGAUACUUUUCAGUAUAUAAAGUCACAAUGCAACUCUGCUCUGCAAAAUCUUCACAUGGAUCCUGACACUGGGGCAGCUGCUUUGAAGAGCCUAGAGCCCAGGGUCUUAGGUCAAACAGAAGAGAUUCACAAUGAGGUAGAGUUUGAAUGGCUCCGACAGUUCUGGUUUCAAGGAAAGCGGUAUAACAAAUGCACUACCUUCUGGAAGGAGGCAAUGACUGAACUGGAAAAUCAUUGGAAGCAGAUGGAGACCAUGACUAGUCUUGUACUAAAAGCGAUUGAAAAUGAAAAUCUUACAGUGGAUGAAAAAUGCAACAUUCUGAAGAAUAUUUUGCCCUGUCUAGUAGAACGCCAGAAUCUGCGUCAGGAAUGGAGAGAAAGAAUUACCUUUCUCACUUCUGCAAUGCCGGUGGAACCUGCUGCAAGGUCAGACUGUGACUGUGAUGAGACUUUACUCCAGCCUUCUGCUCAUAAAAAGCCCAUUACCUUAAGGUGCAGAAGCAAACUCGCCAAGAAGUUGCCUCCAGAUCAGGCCCCAUGUUGCUACCCAUACUGGAAUGAUGACAACAAAUCUAUGCCAUUAUCUUUUGAUCUGCACAGUAUCACAUUUGCCCUUCAAAACAGGCUUGAAACUUUAGAAGCUUGACAUCUCUUUGAUUCUUUGAUUUUUUUAAUUCACUUAAAUGUUGCUCCUCUGCUUUUUAGAUACAGUUUUUCUUCCUAACGGAAUAAAAUAACCAGCCUAAACCUUC